Messenger RNA from Effrenium voratum, 422 nucleotides. NCBI's taxonomy places the organism in Eukaryota, Dinophyceae, Suessiales, Symbiodiniaceae. The record is from the annotation of a GenBank genome assembly.
AAAAAGUGCAGGGCGGCUGCCAGACGCCAUGGCGGCUCGAAACCCGGGGCCAUUUCUGCAACAGACGCCAGUGGGUUUUCCAUCCUACUGUCGUCACAUCACCCGGGAUUGGAUGGCAAGAAAGGCCUUCGAAAAGAGUGAAGUCAACACUCGCGUGUACAAGUCCAUCUACGAGAACAUGGGCGUGAGGGGUGCCAUUCCUAUCAACAAGUACGUUGGUCGGAAUAGAAUCCACUUGCGUGGCAUCACAGAAGGCUAUGCCCGAGGAAACAAGAGGUGGACCCACAUGAACAAGCACGGCUUCAGCCAGCUGUACCGCGAGGGUUGGCUGAUCAAGUAUGGCUACGAUCCAGAUCGCUAUCAUUGAUGUGGGGCGGUUGCAACUCAGAUUGCUGCUCUCGAGCGCACGCAGGCGUUGUCAG